AUGACACGACCCGUGCCACGAAGACACGUUUGGAACCCAGCGGACUCGGACCUCUAUGAGCGGCAGGAGGUAGCGCUCUCCUUGUGGGCGGAAAAGCUCAAGGAGAGACAGCGGCUCUUCGCGGAGCGAGAGCACGUCUUCGAGGGCACUCGCUUGGCUCUGGGCGGGCCUCGGAGACGCCGCGUUCCCCCACCUGCUGCCUCACCUGCACCGGAGCAUCUGCCGCGGAGAGUGGACGUUUCACGCCGCGCUUCGGCCGCUCCCUCUCUCGCCACUCCGCUCCUCGCACACACACCCGCCGCCUCAUUCGCCGGACCUCCACCAUCGCCACGGCACAACGGCUACGCCUCCCACCUUGGCUCAACGGAGGCUACCGCGCCAGAGGCUCAGCUGUUUAUCCCGGCUGCUUCCUCUUCCCAGAGAAAGCGGCGCGCACGCCGCCAUAAAAUGGACUGUUUUCAGCAAUUCCCGAUGGUGAGUUCCAGCGACUGUUUUCCACCCUCAUUCGACUCACCACUUCAAACCAAUAAUAAGCCCAUCUCUGAUUCAUGGGAUGUUUCCCUCCUAGAGGAUGAAGUGGACUGGGAAGAUUUUUUCUGCUCUGCUCCCCCAAAGACUGUUCAGUCAAAGACUGUAAAUAGUGGUGGCAGAAGGACCAGAAUAAAUCCAGAUAGACCUGUCAGUAUCACUCACCCAGUCAUCAUUUCCACUCCUGUCAGUCAGCCGACACCCACACCUGUGCCCGCUCCCAGGACGAGGGCAGCUGUGACCCCGUAUACCUCCACACCCACUUCUGUUCCUCGGGUGGGGGUGACUGGUGUCCAGCCACCUCCCGUGCCUGUCCCAGCACCUAGGCUGAGGGCGGCCAGGAUCCGGCCUGACCCCCCUAGAGACUCAGCUGAGGCUCUCCAGCCAGUGCCCUCACGCUCUGGAGGCACGGAAGAGCCAAUCAGUCCACCACUUCAUCCACCACCUGAUCCAGCCUUUCACGCACUAGCUUUAUCCCUGGUUAGGCUGGCUGAAGUGUCCCCUGCUCAGGCACCAGCUUUACUAGCCCAGGCUGUAGCUUUAUCUCCGUCACUAGCUCAGUCUGUAGCUCAGCCAUUAGCCACACCAACCUCAGCUCCGUCGUCAGCCUCGCCUACCUCUGUUCAUCCCUUAGCAUCUCCACUCCAGUCAGUUCCCUCACCUGCUGUUCAGCUUUCACUCCAGUCAGUUCCCUCACCUGCUGUUCAGCUUUCACUCCAGUCAGUUCCCUCACCUGCUGUUCAGCUUCAGCCAGUCAGUUCCCUCACUGCUGCUCAGCUUCCUCCGUCAGUUCCUCACCUGCUGCUCAGUCUGUCCAGUCCCGUAGUCAGUCUCCCUGUCCACCCGUAG
Molecule: messenger RNA, 1377 nt
Organism: Haplochromis burtoni (Burton's mouthbrooder)
Lineage: Eukaryota; Metazoa; Chordata; Actinopteri; Cichliformes; Cichlidae
Product: BCL-6 corepressor-like protein 1
Exons: 1
Coding region: 1-1377 (458 amino acids)
Source: RefSeq, a predicted model, not a curated record